UUUAGUGUCUUACAGUGUUUAUACUGUUUAUAUUAUUGUAUACAGAGUAAAAUAAAAAGUGUUUUAGAGCUCAAAAACUAGCUUUAAACUAUAGUCAAAUAGGUAAAUCCUGAAAGAAACAGUAUUAAAACGUAACUCAUUAUAAAAAAGAGACUAAUAAGGUUUCCCUUACUACAAAAGAAACUACUGGAUGCAGCAUGCAACUGCAUACUUAAAGGUUAAAUUAAAAAAUAUAUUGACUUAACCAACUCGAGACUAAACUCCUUUUUUUGGAAAAAUAAUCUAUAGAGAAUUUUCAACAAUGUCUGACGAGGAUUAUAAUCAUAAGAUGGAAGAGUUAAAGAAGUAUAUGCCAUUUUUGGAAAAAAUGAUAAAUCAGCUCAAAACGGACCCAAAUAAAAAGUUUCAACUUACCAAAAUUGAAUCUUUGUAUGCCAUGAUUAGAGAUAAAAAGUUAAAGAUCGAUACCCUAAAUAAAUGUCAACACGUUAUCUCAAAAAUAUACAAAAAAAUGAAUCCCAAAUCUAUCGAAUCGGAUAAGGACACUACUAGGACGGUUUGCUGUAGCUCGUCAGAUAGUUCCAAAGUUCUUGCAUCAUCGGAAAGAAUGCUACAUCAUACCGUAGAUGGCUAUGCAAGCGCGAGGGAUAGUAUGAAGGACAAUUUAAAAUCAGAUGAGCAGAAAAAAAGGUUUUCUCUAGAAGACGUCACGAUUAUUUCAAACCCUCCUAUUAAUUUUGAGGAUCUAAAAUGUUUGGAAAUUGAUGUACAGAAAAAACUAAAUCGGACAUCUAGUGUUACAGAAUUGGGUGAUAAACAUAAAGUGACUAACAAGUUAAUGGUAACUAAUAAACCAACACAUGAUCAUCAAAAAGACUGCGUAAAAGCUGAUUACAAUUUAAAUUUAGCAAAUAGAGAUGUAAAAGAUCAUUCAAAUGAUUUGCAUUUAAGUAAAUCUAUUCCAUUAAUUCCUAAAGUAAGUUCCCACAGUACAGAAGAAAAUUCCAGUGACUUUGGUAGUAUUCUAUCGAAAACUGGUGAUAAACUCAAAGAAAUCGAUAAAGAGCAAGAGGAAUACAGAUAUGUGUAUAUACACGUUGAGAAAAAUAAAGAAGAAGCAAAAAAAAAUAAUGGAAGCGAUAAAAUAUGUCUAACAAAAAACGAAAAUUAUAAAAAAUAUGCUAACACUAAAAAUAAUGACAAUCAGAUUGCUAGGGAGAUGAAUAUGUUUCAAAAAAAUGAUCAACUUUUGGACAAUCCAAUGAAUACAAAUUUGUCGAAUACUGGAGAACAAGAAUCAUCAGUCAAAAAGAAAAUCGAAAAUUUUGCGUCUGCGUAUGAGAUAGAAAAUGAAAAGUGUAAAAAACAUGCUAAAAGUAAACAUGAUGAUACAGAUAUUACUGUCAACAAAAUGAAUUUAUCAACUACUAUUACCCCUAAUAGCGUUUUAAGAGGAAUCAACGUCACACAUAAUAAUCCUCAAGGUCUAAAUUUACUUGCAUCUUCAAAUGAAAAUUUUGUAUCUGCGUAUGAAAUUGAAUACAAUGCUUCUAGAGGUUCUCAUGAUCCACCUUCUACAACGUUUGUUCCAAAUAUCACCUUACUGACAAGUAAUAUGGAAGAGAAAUAUAACCAACCAUUCAGUAAUAAUCACAGGGAACCACCUCAAUAUUAUUCUACUCAAAAUACAGGCCUAUUUUCCCCAACUAAUCAUAUUCCCCCUGUUUUAUCGGUUUCUGUACCUCAUCAACAAGACCGAAAACAAAAUCAGAAUAAGAGUUCAUGUGGCCUUGUUAAUAAGGUGAUCCAUAAGCAAGAAACUAAUAGAGAUCCUAGAGUGAUUAAAAAUUCAAGAGAUAAACAUUCAAAAGAGAUUAAAGAUCCUAGACUUAAUAAAAAUAUAGUAAGUAACAGGAAGCCAAAUAGAGAAAAAGAAAAUAAUGUUACUAAACCAAACUUAGAUGUAGCAGGAAAAAGUAAUGAGGAUAUAAGACUAAUUAGAGGACGAUCAUCUAGUCUUGAAGACUCUAGAUCUGACCAAUAUGAGUCAAAAUUUGAUCUGAUCUAUUCAAGAAUAAAUAGACAUGAAUCAUGCGCAAGAUCAAAAUCACCAACUAAACCAGUUUCAUCUUCAUCAGAUAGUACAAAUGGGAACAAAGAACAACAUAAAAGUAGUGCAGGAUAUGGGUUACAAAGUUUUAGGAUCCCUAAAAAGAACAAACAAGAAACAGAAAAAGCUAAAGAACCACAUUCUAAACCCAGUAAAGAAACUGUUAACCAAGAUAAACUAGUAUAUCACCAUUCAAAUAAAAACGUUAAUCUUAAUAAGUGUCAAGGCGACAGCAAAGAUUCACUGGACUGUGUAAACAAAAAACCAUAUGUUUUAGUAUCGAAUCCACGAAUUCCACCCGCGAAUAACAUUCCAAAUAAAACAGACUUUAUCAAACAAAUAAAUAGAAGAGAAAUUAAGAACAGUUCCUUAUGUGUUGAUAACGGCCAAUUAAAAGUUUGUACAAAAAGUGCAAUACAUGGGUUACAAACUUAUGGAAUAUCCAAAAAGAAAAGGAAAAGAAGACGAAAAGCUAAACAACGAGAGACUGAAAAGAUUAAUGAAACAAUUAAUCAAUAUGGAAUAGAAAUUGACCACCAAAAUAGAAAUAUUAAUUGUAGUCAUGGUGAAGAAAGUACAGAUUCAUCAGGCUCUUUAAAUACAUUCAAAUCUAUUCCAGUAUCAACUAUGAAUGACAUCCCAAAUAAAACAAACCUUAAUAAAACAUUAAAUAGUAGACAAUUUGGAAACAGUGCCGUAGGUGUUGAUAAUGAUGCAUUAGAAGUUUGUAAAGAAAGUGCAAUAUAUGAGUUACAAAGGUUUUUAACUUCCAAAAAGAAAAAGGCACACAAUCGAAAAGCUCAAAAACAAGAGAUUGAAACGAAUAAAGAAAUUAAUAAGUCUGCAGUAGACCAGAACCAUCGAAAUAAAAAUGUUGAUCCUAGUCAUGACGUAAGGAAAAAUAAAGGGUCCUUUGACUAUUUAAAUAAAACAAAACCUGUUUUAGAACCAAUUGCAAAUGAUACUCCAAAUAAAAAACAUCUAAAUAAAACCUUAAAUAAAAGAGAUAUUAAGGACAGUUCAAUAUCGUUUUCAAGUUUUAGAAUACCUAAGAAGAACAAGGAAGACAAAGAAAUUGCUACAGAACAAGAUAUUAAAACGAGUAACGAAACUAUCAACCAAAAUGAGGUAGAAGAUUACAAUCAAAUUUUUCUAGACAUUAAUACAAACUUGAAUAAAAGAAUAAUUGAUCACAGUUAUGCAUUUGUUGAUAACAAAGCAUUAGAAGCCUGUUUAGAAGGUGCAGGGUAUGAGUUAGAAGAUAUUCCAGUACCCAAAAAUAAAACCAGCGAAAAAGGAAAAGUAAAAAAACAGGAGACUGAAACGAGUAAAGAAACUAUUAAUCAAGACAAAGUAGAACAAGACCAUUUAAAUAAAAAUGUUGAUCCUACUCAUGUUGAAGGAGAAGGUAAGGAUUCAUUAGGAUGUUUAAAUAAAACAAAAUAUAUUCCCGUAUCAAGUGCGAAUGAUACCUCAGAUAAAAUGGACCUGAAUAACAGUGAAAUUGAGAAUAAAAUUGUUUUUAUUAAUAGCAGUACACUCGAUGUAUCUAAACCAGGUGCAAAAGAAAUAUUGCACAGUGUUCAAAUAUCUAAAAAGACUAAAAUGAGUAAAGAAACUAUUAAUCAAGACAAAGUAAAACAAGAUCAACUAAAUAAAAGUGUUGACAGUACUGAUGGUGAAGAUGCAACUAAGGAAUCAUCAGGCUUUUUAAAUAAAACAAAAUCUAUUUCAGUUUCUACUGCGAAUGACAUCUCAAAUAAAAUGGACCUGAAUAAAAGGGAAAUUGAGAAUAAUACUGUUUGUAUCGAUAGCAGUACAUUCGGUGUAUCUAAACAAGGUGCAAGAGAAGUGUUAAACAGCCGUCAAAUAUCUAAAAAGGUAACAGAGGAAAGAGACAAAAAAGUACAGGAUACUGAAAUGAGUAUAAAAACUAAUAAUCACGACAAAGUAGAACAAGACCAUUCAAAUAAAAAUGUUGAUCUUACUCAUGGUGAAGGAACAACUAAGGAAUCAUCAGGCUGUUUAAAUAAAACAAAAUCCAUUUCAAUUUUAACUGCGAAUGUUAUCUCAAAUAGAAUGGAGUUGAAUAAAAGGGAAAUUGAGAAUAAUACUGUUUGUAUCGAUAGCAGUACAUUCGGUGUAUCUAAACAAGUUGCAAGAGAAGUGUUACACAGUGGUCAAAUAUCUAAGAAGGUAAAAGAGGAAGCAAACAAAGAAGUACAGGAUACUGAAAUGAGUAUAAAAACUAAUAAUCACGACAAAGUAGAACAAGAAUAUUCAAAUAAAAAUGUUGAUCUUGCUCAUUGUGAAGGAACAACUAAGGAAUCAUCAGGCUGUUUAAACAAAACAAAAUCCAUUUCAGUUUCUACUGCGAAUGUUAUCUCAAAUAAAAAGGACCUGAAUAAAGGGGGAAUUGAGAAUAAUACUGUUUGUAUCGAUAGCAGUACAUUCGGUGUAUCUAAACAAGGUGCAAGAGAAGUGUUAGACAGCGGUCAAAUAUCUAAAAAGGUAAAAGAGGAAGGAGACAAAAAAGUACAGGAUACUGAAAAGAUUAUAAAAACUAAUAAUCAAGACAAAGUAGAACAAGACCAUUCAAAUAAAAAUGUUGAUCUUACUCAUGGUGAAGGAGCAACUAAGGAAUCAUCAGGCUGUAUAAAUAAAACAAAAUUUAUUUCAGUUUCUAAUGCGAAUGAUAUCUCAAAUAAAAUGAACCUGAAUAAAAGGGAAAUUGAGAAUAAUACUGUUUGUAUCGAUAGCAGUAUAUUCGGUGUAUCUAAACAAGGUGCAAGAGAAGUGUUACACAGCGCUGAAAUAUCUAAAAAGGCAAAAGAGGAAGGAGAUAAAAAAGUACAGGAUACUGAUAUGCGUAUAAAAACUAAUAAUCAAGACAAAGUAGAACAAGACCAUCUAAAUAAAAAUGUUGAUCUUACUUAUGGUAAAGGAACAACUAAGGAAUCAUCAGGCUGUUUAAAUACAACAAAAACUAUUCCAGUAUCAACUGCGAAUGAUACCUUAAAUAAAAUGGACCUGAAUAAAAAAGAAAUUGAGAAUAAUACUGUUUGUAUCGAUAGCAGUACAUUCGAUGUAUCUAAACAAGGUGCAAGGGAAGUGUUACACAGCAAUGAAAUAUCUAAAAAGGUAAAAGAGGAAGGAGAUAAAAAAGUACAGGAUACUGAUAUGAGUAUAAAAACUAAUAAUCAAGACAAAGUAGAACAAGACCAUUCAAAUAAAAAUGUUGAUCUUACUUAUGGUGAAGGAACAACUAAGGAAUCAUCAGCCUGUUUAUAUAAAACAAAAUCAAUUUCAGUUUCUACUGCGAAUGAUAUCUCAAAAAAACAGGACCUGAAUAAAAGGGAAAUUGAGAAUAAUACUGUUUGUAUCGAUAGCAGUACAUUCGGUGUAUCUAAACAAGGUGCAAGAGAAGUGUUACACAGCGCUGAAAUAUCGAAAAAGGUAAAAGAGGAAGGAGAUAAAAAAGUACAGGAUACUGAUAUGAGUAUAAAAACUAAUAAUCAAGACAAAGUAGAACAAGACCAUUCAAAUAAAAAUGUUGAUCUUACUUAUGGUAAAGGAACAACUAAGGAAUCAUCAGGCUGUUUAUAUAAAACAAAAUCAAUUUCAGUAUCAACUGUGAAUGAUACCUCAAAUAGAAUGGAGGUGAAUAAAAGGGAAAUUGAGAAUAAUACUGUUUGUAUCGAUAGCAGUACAUUCGGUGUAUCUAAACAAGGUGCAAUAGAAGUGUUACACAGCGGUCAAAUAUCUAAAAUGGUAAAAGAGGAAGGAGACAAAAAAGCACAGGAGACUGAAAUGAGUAUAAAAACUAAUAAUCAAGACAAAUUAGAACAAGACCAUCUAAAUAAAAAUGUUGAUCUUACUUAUGGUGAAGGAACAACUAAGGAAACCUCAGGCUGUUUCAAUACAACAAAAUCUAUUCCAGUAUCAACUGCGAAUGAUACCACAAAUAAAAUGGACCUGAAUAAAAGGGAAAUUGAGAAUAAUACUGUUUGUAUCGAUAGCAGUAUAUUCGGUGUAUCUAAACAAGGUGCAAGAGAAGUGUUACACAGCGCUGAAAUAUCUAAAAAGGCAAAAGAGGAAGGAGAUAAAAAAGUACAGGAUACUGAUAUGCGUAUAAAAACUAAUAAUCAAGACAAAGUAGAACAAGACCAUCUAAAUAAAAAUGUUGAUCUUACUUAUGGUAAAGGAACAACUAAGGAAUCAUCAGGCUGUUUAAAUACAACAAAAUCUAUUCCAGUAUCAACUGCGAAUGAUACCUUAAAUAAAAUGGACCUGAAUAAAAAGGAAAUUGAGAAUAAUACUGUUUGUGUCGAUAGCAGUACAUUCGAUGUAUCUAAACAAGGUGCAAGGGAAGUGUUACACAGCGCUGAAAUAUCUAAAAAGGUAAAAGAGGAAGGAGAUAAAAAAGUACAGGAUACUGAUAUGAGUAUAAAAACUAAUAAUCAAGACAAAGUAGAACAAGACCAUUCAAAUAAAAAUGUUGAUCUUACUUAUGGUGAAGGAACAACUAAGGAAUCAUCAGCCUGUUUAUAUAAAACAAAAUCAAUUUCAGUUUCUACUGCGAAUGAUAUCUCAAAUAAAAAGGACCUGAAUAAAAGGGAAAUUGAGAAUAAUACUGUUUGUAUCGAUAGCAGUACAUUCGGUGUAUCUAAACAAGGUGCAAGAGAAGUGUUACACAGCGCUGAAAUAUCUAAAAAGGUAAAAGAGGAAGGAGAUAAAAAAGUACAGGAUACUGAUAUGAGUAUAAAAACUAAUAAUCAAGACAAAGUAGAACAAGACCAUUCAAAUAAAAAUGUUGAUCUUACUUAUGGUGAAGGAACAACUAAGGAAUCAUCAGGCUGUUUAUAUAAAACAAAAUCAAUUUCAGUAUCAACUGUGAAUGAUACCUCAAAUAGAAUGGAGGUGAAUAAAAGGGAAAUUGAGAAUAAUACUGUUUGUAUCGAUAGCAGUACAUUCGGUGUAUCUAAACAAGGUGCAAUAGAAGUGUUACACAGCGGUCAAAUAUCUAAAAUGGUAAAAGAGGAAGGAGACAAAAAAGCACAGGAGACUGAAAUGAGUAUAAAAACUAAUAAUCAAGACAAAUUAGAACAAGACCAUCUAAAUAAAAAUGUUGAUCUUACUUAUGGUGAAGGAACAACUAAGGAAACCUCAGGCUGUUUCAAUACAACAAAAUCUAUUCCAGUAUCAACUGCGAAUGAUACCACAAAUAAAAUGGACCUGAAUAAAAGGGAAAUUGAGAAUAAUACUGUUUGUGUCGAUAGCAGUACAUUCGAUGUAUCUAAACAAGGUGCAAGAGAAGUGUUACACAGUGUUCAAAUAUCUAAAAAGGUAAAAGAGGAAGGAGACAAAAAAGUACAGGAUACUGAAAUGAGUAUAAAAACUAUCAAUCAAGACAAAGUAGAACAAGACCAUCUAAAUAAAAAUGUUGAUCUUACUCAUGGUGAAGGAGUAACUAAGGAAUCAUCAGGCUAUUUAAAUAAAACAAAAUCUAUUUCAGUUUCUACUGCGAAUGAUAUCUCAAAUAAAAUGGAAAUUGAGAAUAAUACUCUUUGUGUUGAUAGUAGUACAUUCGGUGUAUCUAAACAAGGUGUAACAGAAGUGUUACACAGUGGUCAAAUAUCUAAAAAGAUAAAGGAGGAAAGAGACAAAAAAGUACAAGAUACUGAAAGGAGUAAGGAAACUAUUAAUCAAAACAAAGUAGAACAAGGCCAUCUAAAUAAAAAUAUUGAUCUUAUUCUUGGUGAAGGAGCAACUAAGGAAUCAUCAGGCUGUUUAAAUAAAAUAAAAUCUAUUUCAGUUUCUACUGCGAUUGAUAUCUCAAAUAAAAUAGACCUGAAUAAAAGGGAAAUUGAGAAUAAUACUAUUUGUGUCGAUAGCAGUACAUUCGAUGUAUCUAAACAAGUUGCAAGAGAAGUGUUACACAGUGGUCAAAUAUCUAAGAAGGUAAAAGAGGAAGGAGACAAAAAAGUACAGGAUACUGAAAUGAGUAAAGAAACUAUUAAUCAAGACAAAGUAGAACGAAACCAUCUAAAUAAAAAUGUUGAUCGUAUUGAUAGUGAAGGUGCAAGUAAGGAUUCAUUAGUCUGUUUAAAUAAAACAAAAUCUAUUCAAAUAUUAACUUUGAUUGAUAUCCCAAAUAAAAUCGAAAUAGAGAAAAGUACGGUUUGUGUGAAUAACACUACAUUCGAUGCAUGUAAAGAAGGUGCACCAGAUGUGUUACAGAGUUUUGAAAUAUCUAAGAAGAAAAAGUGGGAAAGGGAAAACAAACUGCAGUUGACUGAAAUGAAUAAAGAAACUAUUAAUCAAAACGAAGUAGAUCAAGACCAUCUAGAUAAAAAUGUUGAUCGGACUUAUGGUUAUGGAGAAAGUAACGAUUUAUUAAUCUGUUUAGAUAAAACAAAAUCUAUUCCAGUAUCAACUUCGAAUGAUAGCUCUAAUAAAAUGGACCUGAAUAAAAGAGAAAUUAAGAAUAAUACUGUUUGUGUCGAUAGCAGUAUAUUCGAUGUUUCUAAACAAGAUACAAGAGAUGUGUUACACAAUGUUCAAAUGUGUAAAAAUAUAAAGGAGGAAAGAUACAAAAAAGCACAAGAUACCGAAAUGAGUAAAGAAACUAUUAAUCAAGACAAAGUAGAACAAGACCAUCUACAGAAAAAUUGCGAUAUUAGUCAAGAUGAAGGAAAAUAUCAAGUUCCAUUCUACUGUUUAAAUAAAACAAAUCAGGUGUCAACUGCGAAUGAUAUUUCAAAUAAGACAGACGUUAAUACAAAUAUAAAUGUAGUAGAAAUUGAGGUCAGUACUCUACGUGCUGAUAACGGCCCAUUAGAGGUAUCUAAAGAAGGUGCAAGAGAUAGCCUACGAAGUUUUGAAAUAUCCAAAAAGCAAAAUGGUCAAAGAGAACAAAAAGAACAAGAGACUGAAAUGCAUAAAGGAACUAUUGAUAAAAACGAAUUGGAACAAAAUCAUCCAAACAAAAAUGUAGAUAUUAGUCAUUAUGAAGAAAAGCGUCAAGGUUCGUUGGACUGUAUAAAUAAAACAAAAUAUGUACCAGUAUCAACUGCUAACAACGUCUUAAAUGAAGCAGAUCUGAGCAACAACUUGAAGGAACGAGUGGAUAUAUCCAUAUAUAUUGAAAAUGACACUCCGAUGGAUGUUACUUCUCAAUGUGUUGAGGAGAAAGAACCUCAGACUUCUAUCAUAAUUGAAAAUCAAAUUAGAAAUCAUUUAGAUGUUGAUUCAAAAACUAAAAAUAAUGAAAAUUCGCAAUUUUAUCAGCCUUCGACUUCGAAAAACACCGAGAAAUCUGUUAAAACUCCCAUUGAACAAUCAAUACUGGCAAAACAUUUUGCUAACCUCUUAGGAAGUCAAGAUAAACAAGAAAAGAAGACUGCUAUAUAUUCUCUUAUUAGUACGUUCUCUGAUAGUUUUAGUCCAAAAGAAUUACAUAAAAUAAAUAAAAUUAUUAAUUCUAAAGACGAGUAUGAAGACAGUUCUGAUGAAGAACUUUCUAUAAAGACAAAUAUAUCUAAUACUAACAAGAAUAUUUCUCACGAAGAAGUGAACGUCAAUGGUAUCAAAGAUCAGGAUAAUGCACAUGAAAAAGUAAUUACAAAACAUCAACUAAAAGAAAGCAUCACGUCUUAUCCAGUUAAACAACAUACUAACGAAGUUGAAGGUAACUUAUUAAGUAAAAAAACUGCAGGAGGUGAAGACAUUUUAGAAGAUACAAGGAAUUAUAUGGAUCAAGAAAAUGAGAUGUUAGUAGUUACGGUAGAAGAAAACAUAAAAUCAAAGAGAGAACCCAUUUUAGGAGAUAAGCCUAGGAAAAAGAGAGGAUCAGAAUUGGACAGACUUCAUGAAGAUAUUCGAGAAAUGUUUAUUAGAGAUGAUGUCUUAACGGCAUCUGGUAAGCGAAUGUGUCAUAUGUUGAAAGACAGUUCUAUUGCGACAAACACUGAAAAUAUUGAAAAUAAUACAGAAAAAAUAGUUUGCGAUGCUAUUAAGAAAGUGCGACCCAAAUGUAAAAAUAAAAAACAGAAAACUAUGAAAGAUUUGACUGUUAUAGAAUGCAAUGAAGCCUGUACAAGUGCUGAGCUCACAAAGUCAUUUGAAUAUUCAAACAGUUAUUCUAAUAAAGAAGUGGAGUUGGUUUCUGACGACAGUCAAAAUAAUGAAUUAUUAAAACGAAAACACGCAAGCAGUUCGCUUGUAGGCAUAAUUGUAAAAAAGAAAAAAAAACUAAACUUUGACGAAUUAACUCAGCCAAAAUUAACAGAUAUAGCAGACUUGUCCGCCGUUUCUUCUGAAAAUAAAGUAGACAGUUCGUAUCACACUAUAAUUUCGGAUAAUAAAAAUGACAAUAAACAUCAAGAUUGUCAAAACCAGAGUUCAGAAGGAGGUGUAAUCAGCAAUGCGGUGAAACGUAUUGAUAUUUAUAAUACAGUCAUUACAAGUGACAGAAAUGAUCAAACUUAUGAAGCAACGCCACCAUCGGUUAUAAAUAAACCAAUACAGCUUACUAAAGCAUUUAACUUAGCAUUGAUGAAUUUAGAAACAGAAACUAGAAACGGUCAGGAAACCACUCUUAAGCGUGUGAAAGACGAAGAAAGUCCGUGCGGAGAUCCACAACAUUCUGGUUUAUUUCAUACGGAUUCCUAUAAUAAAUUAGAGCAAGGUGAACGGACUCAUACCCGAAUUGCAGCAGACAAAGGUUCGAUGAUCACCCAAUCAAAGUUGGAUGCAACAUUUUUAUGUAAACCAUACCGGUGUGUACCAGGCUGCCACUUGGAAUUUUUAUUUGAAAAUGAAUUUUCCGAUCAUAUUAUUAUAGCACAUAAGAAGAAACAUUUUCUGAUUUGUGGCCAUGAUUCUUGUUCUCGUCAAGUAAAACCAGCAGACAUCUCAAGGCACUGGUCAGUGUGGCAUAAUGUGUCUGUGUAUCAAUGCAGUUAUUGUCAAAGUAACACGAAUGAACUCGAUACGAUGAACUAUCAUUUAUCGAUUGCACAUCCAAAUGUUAAUCCAGAAAUACUCGUUAGAAUUCUGAGUCCCAAAAUGUCACAUUACGUGUUUUAUACACCUGAAGCAUUUUCUAAAUUAAGAAAAAUCGUUGAUGUACCCAAUAUACCAUCAGAGAAUACAGACACAAGAGCAAAAUCUCUAAAUGAACCAAAUUUGGUAGUGUCUUCACCUCAAAAUAGUUCAACGAUGGAAUCAAAUAAUAAUUCGGUCAGUGCUAAUACAUCAACGUUAUUAUCAACACCUACUACAUUAAAAAUUAUAUCCAAUUCUUCAACGCCAUUAACAAAUUCUUCGAAUAUUAGCUCGUUGAUAGAAUUGUCAUUGCCAAUAAGCCCAGUUGAUAAACCAUUACAUAGGACAGAACUAGAAGAAACCUCAUCAUCAUCAAAUCAGAAAUCUUCUCCAUGUGGUCUACUCGAUUACCAAUUAUUUAAAUGUGCAACUUGUAUGUUAGCAUUUUCUACCCUAAAAGCGUUUAAGAAACAUGUUACUAAAUCUGAAGAAUGUAAAAAUAAGGAUAAUAUAAACAAGCCAUUUGUAUGCGUGCAUUGCAAUAAGUCAUAUAAAAACUGUAAUACACUUUGUGUACAUAUACAGUAUCAUGGUGUUUCAAGAUAUUCGUGUUCUGUUUGUGGAAAUAAGUUUCAUACUUUUAGACAAGGACGAGGUCAUAUGAAACGUCGACAUAAUGUAAGUGACACUACACAAAUUGUGGUAAAUUCUGCUUCAGCUUCAAAUGGCGAAAAAUAUAUCAUUGAACGAAAGCAAUUAAAAGCAGAUCAACAUGUUUACAAACCUGAAGAUAUUGGUAAAAUUCCUUUGCAGUCGAUAUUCAGCACAAAUUUGAGGUGUGGAACAUGUCCAUACACUACAAAAGUUAGAAUGAAUAUGACAAGACAUCUGCAGUUUCAUUUACAAAAAAUACCGGUACCAAGUAAGUCUCCAAUUAAUCCAGUACAAUACAUGGUAAAUAAUGGUGCUUCCAUUUCUCCAGCUCCACCUCAGAUAUCAGAUAUUUGUGAGGCAAGCAUUGUGUCCGAUAAGAACGAUACUAGUAACUUUCCGGAUUUCGUUCCAUCAUGUUUACGGUACACUUGUUGUGCUAAGGGUUGUAAAUACAUUUGUCCGGAAGAGGAAAACCUGCGCCAUCAUUUUACAGUACUUCAUAGUCAAGAACUUAAUUUCAGCUGCGUACAUUGCAAAGUAAAUUUAAACUCUGAUGCAAAUGAUAUAAUUAAUCAUCUUAACCUGCAUGGCUCAUACUUAUAUAAAUGCCAAUAUUGUGAUUAUGUCCACAAUAUUGAACAUAAAAUUGAAAGACAUAUCAAGGAUAAACAUAAGGAUUUUUCACUUAAAGUUAUUACAUUAAGGUGUAUAGAGCUAGAACCGAAAGAUAUUGAAGAUACUUCGAACAAAGUGCCAGUAUCGGUUGCUGUUACAAGGGUGUUGAACACUACUCCAUUCUGCGAAGACUCUGAAAGUGCUAGACCUAUGAGGCCUAGUAUGCCGUUUGAUAAAUCAACGCCUAUUCGUAGGAAGAGCUUGACGCGGGAAACAGAAAUUUUUACACCUACGCAUUCAAAAAAUAUUACUUCUCAAAAAUUACCAGUUCCUAUGGAUAUGUUAUCAUCUGCAAAAUAUAUCGGUGUUGAUGAGAUGAUUGAUCGAAUAAAUCAAUUAAUAAAAACUGAUUUAAAUGAUUCUAAUAAUAUUGCUAAUGAUGAAGAUUCAGCUGUCACGCCAAAACAGAAGGAUGCCCGGGAUUUACCGUUUGAAGAAUCUUCAUCUGAUUUGAUUAAGAGAUUUCAGGAGUCACGGUUGCAGUUCUACAGUUCUACAAUUAAGCCUUCAAUAAUAAUUACUCCUCGAAUCAUGGAUUUAACAGUUUCCAUCAACCCAUUACUUUCUACAAAAUGUAACGAUAAGGAGGAUAUGAUUGAUCGAAUAAAUCAGUUAAUAAAAUUGGAUUUAAGUGAUAUUAUCAUUGUUUCUGAUGAUGAAGAUCAUGAAACAAAUAUUAAUAUUAAUCAAAAUAUUGAUGUAGCUGGAUAUAAAUUCGAGGAGGAAUUUGGGGAACAGAGUUUGAUAAAAACAUUCGGCAGCUUCGGUCUUCCUUUCGUAAAGCAAUUGAAGUGUCCUAAAUGUAACAAUUUUAAAUCGAGGCGGAUGUCUGAUUUUAUUUUCCAUAUUUUCCGAGAAAAUGAAACGAACAGAUAUGGCUGUAAAAUUUGCUCUGCUGUAAGUGUUACAUACAAAUGUAUGUAUAGUCACGUACAUAUGCAGCAUAAACCAUUCGACGUUAAUAAUAUAAUUUGUUUACCUAAAAAUCCACGAUUAGAAGCAUGGUUACAAAUGUUAAUCAAAACGCAGUGUACUGUAAUUAUUGGUAUUUCAUCCAAGCCUCAAGAAAUUACUCCGGACAGUACUCUUAAUAAAGUGUUAUGUCGAUUCUGCAAUAAAUGGUACAAGUCUGAAGACGAACAUCAACACGCAAUGUUCCAUUGGGCAUCUACACCAUUUAAAUGCAGUGAUUGUAGAUUUGAAGCGUAUACACGAAAUCAAGUGCUCCAGCACCAUAUUGCUGCAUCUCACGGAAAAGGAGAAAUUUCUAUAAUCCAUGCUGGUCCAACAGUUGCUAGUGAACUUGGGUAUUUUGAUUUUUUGCAUAUGAAAGAAGCUGAAGAGGAAAGAUCAAAAUUGACGACAUAGUUGUUAGUGCUCCAAAAAUUGGUUGUUUUUGUUAGUUUAUUAUAUUUGAUUAUUUUAUAGAUAGAUACAUGAAUAAACAUGUGCUAUUAAGUAUUACUAGUAUAAAUCGGAUUGUGAGAAGGCACAACAAAAUAUUGAUAAAGAUGACUUUUUUUUGUGAAAUAUGUUAAUAAUUUACACAAUUGAUUAACGAUUUGAUUAAUUUUAGUUUAUUAAAACUAUCUUAACAGAUAGAUUUAAAUAAAUGAAAUUACAAUAACAAUAUAGUUUUUUGCAAUGUAGCAAAUUUAAUAGAAUCACAUACAAAAAAUGUUAAACAUUAAUCUCAGUAUUUGAAUGUCUUACUCUCAGUUUUUUUUAUUGUUUUACUAAAUUGAAUUCCUUGAAUGUAUCUUCUUCCUAGCAUGUUAUAGUCAUGUUCAUAAAUAUAUACCAAAAUCUUGCGGAAUAAUCGUAACGUGCAGAUCGUCACUUUAAAGUUCAAUCCUUCUCUUUACAGUUUUGAUAUUCUCCACCAAAGUAUAAUUCUGCUACUCGAUGUCUCUAGUUCCGUUGGUUUUUUACGUUUAUUAUUGUAAUUCUACUUUUUUAUAAUUAUAUACUCACUUUAUUUCGGUUCCGGGAUGCAACAAUGUAACUCAACCAUAAACAGUUAUGGUCGAGGGUUUUCUGCCUAGACUAGGUCUCUGAUUUAUAAAAAUUGGAAAACAUGGCUGUACAACACUUGCACUCAAAUAAGGUAUUUUUAUAUGAAAUGAUAGUUUCUAUAUAAUACAUUUUUACUUACUGUGCCUUUAUUUUCUAUGGUAUUUAUAGUAGAGGUUCCUGAAACUUGAGCUUAUUUGCCUCUUAAGAAAUCUAGUGUCUCUAAAGUACCAUCAGGUUGACUCACACAUAUUUUCAGUCCCUAAUAAACACAUGUUUAUAAAACGCAGCAAUAUUUGCCCAAGAACACUUGUGCAAUUAAUUUCAAAGAGAUUUGUCACAAAUGGAAUUCAAAGAUAAUGUAUUACGGUAUAUAAAAUUUAUUACCCGUUAUUCCUGUUAAGGAAGGCUAGCUUGUAGGAACAUAUUAUUCAUGAUAGCAGUACCGAAGCUUUAUAUGUUGGCGAUUUGAGAAGUUCAAGACAUGCAGUGAAAACUACAAUUAAGGCUUUCAGCGAAAUUUUAUUUUUUUAUAUGCACUCAUCUUAGAUCAAUAUAUUUCAUCCAACAGUGUUCAAAUACCGUUAUCGCUUCUCUAUAUUGUUUCUAUAAAGUGCGUUUUAUUAGAAGUUGAGGUAGUAGUCUUCAAUAUAGUUUUGCCUGUUUAAUAUAGUCAAUCACCAAAAUUCAUUUAUCAUCCCUUUUCCGCUGACGGAAUCGUUUUCACGUUCUUUAAAACUGAAGGAUCAGCAUCUAUCCACUGUGUACAUUGCAGCUUGGUUUCGGGUAUGUAGCAGUGAGUCAAUGUUCCAUCUAUUGUAAUGCUUUGAUGCAACAUUUACUUUGGUUUGUUUUAAAAUACGCUGGCUUUAAAAUAGGCUGGCGUGUGUAAGAGUAAUACGUGAUCCUCUACAAUGGCACCAAUAUUGUGCAAGGCUUUUUCAUAUUCAAUACUUGGUGAACGAUGUGGCGUACACGUUUCUUUGAAAUAAUUCGAAGAUUAGCAAUUUCUUGCAUGUUUAAAUGCCGAGCUUUCAAAACCAUAUCAUACACUUUAUCGAUGGCAUUUUUAUAUUUUUUGGACGUCCUUUACGUGAGUGAUUUUAGUAAACACUUUCAUGCCCAUGCUUAAACUCAACGGCCCAUUUCUUUACGGUGAAAAUUGAAGGUGAAUAGGGGCUAUACACAUUUACAAGCUGUGGGCCAAUUUUGCUGGGUGUUAACCGUCUACGAAGGCUUUCAUAACGGCUACAUUUUGGAAUUACUUACAGUUUUACAUGGCGCCUACUAACACGUUAAGGAAAAAAAGUAUACAAGUAGUGUUGGUUUUUUGAAGCUAGACCGAGAGCUUAUGAGAUCGUCUAAAACUAAAAUUAAUCAAAGAUCGUUUUUGUGCAAUACACUGCCUAUUCCCGCUAAGUUUUCUUGGCAACUAUUACAAAACAGAGACACGAGGAACCGUUAUGCAAACUUAUUUCAAUCAUAGACAUUAACAGACUAUACCUGGAUAUGUGUGCAGAAAGUCUCCUUUCGCCUUUUACUGCUCUUUACUUGCCAUUUUGUCUUAUAGGGAUACUAUUUUAAAUAUUGAUUUAAAG
Diabrotica balteata is the source of this 16098-nucleotide messenger RNA. Lineage: Eukaryota; Metazoa; Arthropoda; Insecta; Coleoptera; Chrysomelidae. The record is from the annotation of a GenBank genome assembly.